Molecule: messenger RNA, 1773 nt
Organism: Somion occarium
Lineage: Eukaryota; Fungi; Basidiomycota; Agaricomycetes; Polyporales; Cerrenaceae
Source: the annotation of a GenBank genome assembly
GACUGGCCUGCUUUGGACGUCGAGCACCAAUGUAUCCCCGCUAGCCGAGCAGAACAGCAGACUAUAGUGUCACGAGCUACACUAGAAUGGCAUCGAGACAUUAUCGCACAUACAGAACAAGAAAACAAGGCUCCGAUCAGUUCGUUUUCAUGACCAUCAUUUUGCCGUAGACGAAUCAAAGGCAUCAGGAAGAUGAAGAUACGUCAGUGACCAUUGUCUUAAGCUUUCGUCACUAUAAACUCUCAUCCGUAUCGUCUGUGUGUUACUCACCCUUUUUGCCCUCGUAGACUACUAUCGUGUCCCCACUACACAUAAUUUCGCGCUUGAUGGAUGUAUGGCUACCACGACUGUCUACACGGUGUCAAAGACUUCUUCUCUUUUGGACCGCGAUGGUGGCACUCGCUCAGGGACAAUCGCAUCGAGGGGCACCUAACACAUCACCAUUGGAGAUUCGCACACUUGAACAAUUUCAUAUGUGUGAGAUUGCACCCAUCUUGGUCGUCGGCGGGAAUUCGCCAUACAAGCUACAAUUCUUUUUCAAUGGUGUGCUGGGUAAGGAGAUAACGCUGGGCGACACCGCAUUCCAGUGGAAGGUCGCAGUAGGCCGUGACGUUGCAAUUGAUAUAGUUGCCAUCGACAUCUUCUCUAGGAAAGUAAGUAUAGGUCCAUUCUUCAGCUCACCUUCAAGGGCCUGUAUUGCGGACCCUGCCUUUCCUUUCUCGUCCAUUGAGAACACCGAUUCAUCUCUUGUCGCCUCUUCGACCAUCCCUGUUGUACCGUCCUUAACAACAUCAUCUUUAUCGUCGUCUUCAUCUCCACCCUUCUCAACGCUAGCUCCGUCCACUUUCUCUCCUACGCCAGUCAUCACCGAUAGUAUCGACUCUUUGUCCGCCACUUCUUCGGGAUUUUCUCAAGGUAACAUUGACUCUGGGGUGUCUGCUGGUGGCAUUUCAUCAAAAUUGAUUGGUUUCAUUGUCCUUGGGGCUGUGCUGUUCUUACUACUUGUGAUUGCAACUGCUCUUUGGGUGUGGCGGAGAAAUAGACGGCGACCUACCCUCUCAACUGUAGACUUAUUGGAUGAGAGCGAUCAAUCUGACCUUGAGGAUGGACUUCUAAGGACCGUUCAAAUGCCUGAUGGACGAUCCACUAUGCAAACUCGUCCAUCGGAAGAUCGCAUGAUUGGUAACAUUAAUGAUUCAAGGCUCGUUACAAAGUACAGGCAGUCAGGCGAGAGUAUUGGCACUGGUCCCAAGCAUAACCGCUGGUCGUCAAAUCAGGAUGCACGCCUCGCCAUCGACUCUGCAUCAUACCUGUCUUCUCGCGCUUCAUCGCCGUUUCUGAUAUCGCAGGUCUCUGACACCCUUGUUAUCGACGCCACAUCUUCAAAAAAUCGACUGCCGGUCGACGCUGCCAGUGUCCCACACUCUGUUUCUCAUCCAGGAACGUCCUUGUUUGCUCAGCCUGAGGCUGAAAGUGCUGGUGUGAAGUCAACGCAGAGACGAGAAGCCGAGGCUGGAAUUAGAUUGAAUGAUGAGGAGACGCUUCUCCCCCGCGUAUGGCGACGUUAGGCCUCAUUAGGCGCUAGUAAUCUUGUCUUUCUAUCCAUCAGUCACUACUGUACUUCCUACUCAUGCACUUUGGUGUGUAAAAAUGUAUGCAAUGCAACUCUGCUAUGUUAUCGAGAUACGUGGCAAGAAAUCCAUUGUAACUGGUAGGUAUACCACAAAAUUUCGGAGAUGUUAUCAAGCAACAAAGCGUCACUUCACAAUCCCU